Messenger RNA from Penicillium coprophilum, 1053 nucleotides. Its product is annotated as Trichodiene synthase. Gene Ontology annotation, molecular function: carbon-oxygen lyase activity, acting on phosphates. The record is from RefSeq and is a predicted model, not a curated record. The transcript has 3 exons. NCBI's taxonomy places the organism in Eukaryota, Fungi, Ascomycota, Eurotiomycetes, Eurotiales, Aspergillaceae. The coding region runs from base 1 to 1053 and encodes 350 amino acids.
AUGACUUCGACAAUUGACUCUCAAUCCGAUUCGCACCAAAUACAGAACUAUGUCAAAUCGGCACUACGAUCUGAACCAGCUACAUUGCAGAAUCUUGACAGCCAUAGUACCAUUGUCAAGCAAAUUAUCAAGCAAAUGCUAGAUAGGAUUGGCUUUGAGCCUCACAAAAUACCGUUCGCCGUGGACAAGGAAGUCGAAGCACAAAUACGCGAAAACCUCACCACGCUGGAUCUGGAUUCCAAGUCCUUCCAACAAGCCGAGAAAAGAUUACUCAUAUCUGUCAACCUGACUCAUCAAUCAUGCACAGGUCUAGCACGGGAUGCGAAAGUGCUCAUUGCAAUGCAUACUCUUUACAUCUUCCUAGUCGAGGAUUUUGCAGAGGAUUUUAUGGACGAUCUGAUGGAAUUUGGUCAACGAUUCAUCCUUCAUGCACCACAUAAUAGCUCUAUUCUACAGGCCUUUGAUGACCAUCUACGAACUCUAGAGACCUAUUACGGGCCUUACAGUGCGACUGCAAUGGUGAAGAGCUCCCUCGAAUUUGUGGCUGGUUGCGUUAUUGAGCACCAGAUGGUAGCUUCGCAGUUUCACUUUUCACCCGCGAAGAAGUUAGCCCCGGUGUUUCUACGCCCCAGGGUUGGCGCCUCGGAAUUUCUGGCUCAUACGGCUUUUGAUCAAGCUCGAUUUCCCGAAGAUCAGUACCUGCUCCAGUACCUCCCUGCCAUUCCGGCCAUGAUGCAGUUUGCGGAUUACAUCAACGAUGUGCUCUCUUACUAUAAAGAAUUUGUUCUUGCGGAUGAAAAGUUCAACUUUGUAGACAAUUUUUCCAAAUCACAUGGCUUGAGUCAUAUUCAGGUCCUACGCGGCCUGGCCGAUCAUACGGCAGAGGUUCAUGCAUCUGGCCGUCAGGCGGUGUCUCAUGAUCCUAAGCUGGUCGAAGCCUACGAUCAAUGGAUUCUAGGCGAAAUUCAGCUCUUCACUGCCCAUAAGCGAUAUCAUCUUGUUGAAUUGUUUGCUCCAGAGGGUUACCUACCUCCAUAUCACGAAAACUCUUAG